Messenger RNA from Nicotiana tabacum (common tobacco), 1984 nucleotides. The record is from RefSeq and is a predicted model, not a curated record. Lineage: Eukaryota; Viridiplantae; Streptophyta; Magnoliopsida; Solanales; Solanaceae.
AAAGAAAGGAAAACUUUGGUUCGCUGAGAGGUUAAAGAUUAGCCUAGCUAGUAGCCAGCAUGACUUUGCUGAUUGAUAAACUUUUUUCACAAUUCUGUCACCAUUUCAAGCUUUCCUUUUGUAUCAUUUUUGUGGUUUCUGAUGCAUAUUGAUAUAUAUAAGAAGAAAUUUAAAAAUGUAUAUGAUCAACAUUAGAUUCAAUUUGUAUUUUGUCAAAGUCCCAAAUUGGUUGGAGGUUUGGGUUGUAAUACAUAGUUUUGGAUACCAUAACUCUAACUCUGGACGUCUUCAUGAUCUCAUGGUUUAAAGUCUAUUUUCUUAAUAUAGUAUCAGAGUUAGAGUUAGACUCAUUCCUAAUCUUGAUUUACUCAAUGUUAAGCCUCCAUGUUAUGGUAUCCCUGCUCUGACCUUGGACGUAACAUGGUGUUGGAAUCCAACAUUGGUUGAGGAUAUGAGUUAUGAACUCUUUAUAUUGUUUUGGUCAAUCCUUAUCUCAUAAACAACCUUUUGGAGUUGAGUUAGGCCGAAGGCCCACUUUUUUAACUGAUUUCAUGUUCAUAGAGUAGCUAGUAAUAAGCAGCUCUGACUUUAUCUUUCAUCAUAUUUCUAUAGCAACUCCCUUUAUAAUUAUGAUAUUAGGAUGUUUAGAAGUUUAACUUGUUGAGUUAUGUUAAGUGUUCCACAUCGGUUAAGAGAUGGAUUGUUUGUCUCCUCAUUUCACCUUCGGCGAUCCUCACCUCAUGAGCUAGCUAUUGGGGUUAAGUUGUCCAUUUCUUAACAUGGUACCAGAGCUAGGCCUAGCCUUGUUAUUUCGUUUUCCGAUUCCCGUGUUAUGUUAUCCACGCUCCAAUUGGAAGGCCUGGGUGUGCGAGAGAGGUAACAUAUCCAAACAUGUUGGAAUUUUUUGAGAGUCUUGGAGUUGAUAUGGAGAUCUCCGAUAUGUCAUUUUCAGUGAGCUUGGACAAAGGCCAUGGUUGUGAAUGGGGUAGCCGAAAUGGACUCUCUGGUUUGUUUGCACAGAAAAAGAAUGUCUUGAAUCCAUACUUUUGGCAAAUGAUUAGAGAAAUCAUCAAGUUCAAGCAGGAUGUCAUAAGUUACCUUGAGGCACUUGAUAACAAUCCUGACAUUGAUCGGAACGAAACGUUAGGACAUUUUAUUCAGUCACAUAGUUAUUCGGAGUUAUUUCAGAAAGCUUAUUUGAUUCCAAUAUGUGCUUCAAUUUGGUCCUGCCCCUCGGAUGGAGUAAUGGGCUUUUCUGCUUAUUCCAUUCUUUCAUUCUGUCGCAACCACCAUCUUUUGCAGCUCUUUGGUCGCCCUCAAUGGCUCACUGUUAGAUGGCGAUCACGUACAUAUGUAAACAAGGUUAAGGAGGAGCUGGAGAAGAGAGGCUGCCAAUUAAAGACUGGUUGUGAAGUAAAUUCUUUAUCAACGAAUGAAGAAGGUUGUACUGUAGCUUGCACUGAUGGUUGCAAAGACGUAUACGAUGGAUGCAUAAUGGCUGCACAUGCACCAGAUACUCUGAGAAUGUUAGGCAAAGAGGCAACAUACGAUGAAACAAGAAUACUUGGUGCUUUCCAAUAUGUUUAUAGUGAUAUUUACCUUCAUUGUGACAAAAAUUUCCUGCCUCGCAACCCAGCAGCAUGGAAUUUUCUUGGAACCAUGAACGAUAAAGUAUGCGUGACAUAUUGGCUCAAUAUACUCCAGAAUCUUGGUGAGACAGAGCGACCUUACUGUGUAACUCUUAAUCCUCCUCACACACCUGAACAUACGAUGCUUAAGUGGACCACAGGCCACCCCGUACCCUCAGUUGCUGCAUCAAUAGCUUCAUCCGAGCUACAUCAAAUCCAAGGAAAGAGAGGAAUAUGGUUUUGUGGAGCAUAUCAAGGCUAUGGUUUCCAUGAGGAUGGACUAAAGGUAGAACUAUUCCGCUAAGUUUUAAAAGAAAAUAUUAAUACACAUAAAGUUUUCAGCAAAAGGAGGAAGG